Lotus japonicus is the source of this 2539-nucleotide messenger RNA. RefSeq names its product zinc finger CCCH domain-containing protein 66-like. Gene Ontology annotation, molecular function: protein binding; metal ion binding. Lineage: Eukaryota; Viridiplantae; Streptophyta; Magnoliopsida; Fabales; Fabaceae. The transcript is spliced from 2 exons. Bases 180 to 2252 code for a protein of 690 amino acids. The record is from RefSeq and is a predicted model, not a curated record.
GAAAAGUCUCCUUUUACUUCCUCUCUCUCUCUCUCUAAAGUCUGAAAAGCAGGAGAAAAACCAGAGCUUGCCUUCCUUGCUUUCUGAGUCUGGGACUUGCAAUUGCUACAAGAUCCUGCUGAGGCCUUAGGUGGGGGGAAAGCGGUUCCGAUAAGAAAGCUUCUCAAUCUGGUUUCGUCAUGGAGAACGAGUAUGGAAAACAGGAAGAGCUGCAUCAUAAGAUCUCUGCUUUGCUUGAAUUUUCAGCUGCAGAUGAUCUGAUUGGCUUCAAGGAUGCUGUUGAAAAGGAGGAUCAUGAUGUUGAUGAGGCGGGCUUGUGGUAUGGAAGGAGGGUUGGCUCGAAUAAAUUGGGCUAUGAAGAGAGGACUCCUCUCAUGGUUGCUGCCAUGUUUGGGAGCCUGGGUGUGUCAAUUUAUAUUCUUGGAACAGGUCGUGUUGAUGUUAACCGCGCUAGUCGGUCAGAUGGCGCUACUGCUCUUCAUUGUGCUGUUGCUGGGGGUUCUGCUGCUUCCCCUGAGGUUGUCAAGCUUUUGCUUGAUGCAUCUGCUGAUGUUCAUGCUGUUGAUGCCAAUGGUAACCGACCCCUCGACUUGAUUGCCUCUGUGAAUAAGUCUAUCUUCAAUCCGAGGAAGAGGUUGCUACAAGCCCUACUCGAGGGUACCGGUGAUGCUGAUCAGGCGUGGCUUAUGUUUCCGGAGGCGCUUGACCAAAUUGAGGAGCAGCAAAGACAAGAUGUGAGCCCGCCUCGUGUUUCAAGAGAUGGGGCUGAGAAGAAAGAUUAUCCUGCUGAUCUCUCCCUUCCGGACAUCAAGAAUGGGAUAUAUGGAACCGAUGAGUUUAGGAUGUAUGUGUUCAAAGUGAAACCUUGUUCAAGGGCUUAUUCUCAUGAUUGGACUGAGUGCCCCUUUGUUCACCCGGGGGAGAAUGCAAGGCGGCGUGAUCCAAGGAAAUAUCCUUAUAGCUGCGUCCCUUGUCCUGAGUUUCGGAAAGGAUCCUGCAGCAGAGGCGACGCCUGUGAGUAUGCACAUGGUAUUUUUGAGUGCUGGCUUCACCCUGCCCAGUAUCGGACGCGGCUCUGCAAGGAGGAGAGAACAUGCACUAGGAGAGUGUGCUUCUUUGCUCACAAGCUGGAGGAGCUUCGCCCCUUGUAUGUUUCAACUGGUUCUGCUAUUCCUUCUCCCAGGUCAUAUUCUGCAAAUAAUUCUGCAUUAGAAAUGGGUUCAGUUAGCCCAAUUGCAUUUGGUUCUCCAUCUUCCAUGAUGCCACCUGUGUCAACACCACCUUUAUCUCCAUCUGGAGCAUCUUCUCCAGUUGCUGGAGGAGCCAUGUGGCAGAAUGUUUCAGUCCCUGCCCUGCAGCUUCCCAAAAGCAGGUUGAACACUGCAUUUGCUGCUAGGGAUAUUGAUUUCGAUAAUGAAUUCCUUAGACUUGAAAUUAAUCGACGCAGGCAGCAGCUAAUGAUGGAUGAGGUAUCCGGGCUCUCCUCUCCUUCCAACUGGAAAAAUUCCAUGCCUAGCGGUCAAUCUUUUUCUGUUUCUUUGAAUGAUCAUACCGGGGAACUGAAUAGGCUUUCAGGGGUCAACCCUGCUAACUUUGAAGACAUGUACGGGUCUCUGGAUCGAUCGGUUUUGGCUCAACUCCAUGGACUCUCACUUGAUGUUGCAGGGUCUCAGUUACAAUCUCCAAGUGGAAUGCAUCAGAUGCGUCCGAAUGUGAACCAGCAGCCGCGAAGCUAUUCUUCCAGCCUUUCAACUUCAAGUGUGAUUGGAUCACCACCCUUCAACCCAUCUGGGGAAGCAGCUGCUGCAAUGGCCUUCAAUCCAAGAUCUGCUGCCUUUUCCAAGCGGAGCCAGAGCUUUAUCGAGCGCAGCGCAGUGAACCGCCACUCUGAGCUUUCUUCUGCUGCUCCUCCCUUUUCCGUUUGGGGCUCCCCUGAUCGAAAACAAGAUUGGGGAAUGCAUGGAGAAGAGUUGAACAAGCUGAGGAAGUCUUCUUCUUUCGGAUUUCGAAGCAGCAGCACUCCUUUAGCCAUGGCUGCUACAACCGCAGCGCCGGCAGAUGUUAAUGAACCAGAUGUGUCUUGGGUCCAGUCACUUGUGAAGGAUGGUGCGCCGUCGGAAUCUGGUCGGUUCAGUUUUGAAUCUUCUGAGGAUCUGCAAAAGCAACUGCAGUUCUACAUUAACAGUGGAGCAGAUGUGAUUCCAGCUUGGUUGGAGCAAUUGUACAUGGAGCAGGAGCAAAUGGUGGCAUGAAAGCAUUUUAAGUUCCUUCUAGCAACUCCUCUAAACAGUUAAUUCAUUUGAUGACUUUUUUGGGGUUUCAUUUAUAGAAUUUAUUCAGAUGACAACUUGUAAAUCGGUGGUAAAAGAGUAUAGGAUCUGGACAGGAUACAAGUUUCCUGUUCUAGCAGCUACCCUUUACUAGGGUGUGACUUAUUCCAGUUUUUCCUGAUAUUUUUGUUAUAUGUUGUUCUAUUGAGUUGCGACUUUCCAUUGACCAAAUUACAACUAUGUAGUGAGGUUAGUCAUCUAUCUUUAUG